AUGGUUGCACAAAAUAAUCAACAAAAUAAAGAUGAAACAAAAGGUAUUAAAUCAUAUUAUUGUUCAAAGAUUGAAGAAUUAGAAAUUAAAGUUAAUGAAAAAGCACAAGAUUUAAGAAGAUUAGAAGCACAAAGAAAUGAAUUAAAUAAUCGUGUAAGAAUGUUAAAAGAGGAAUUACAAUUAUUGACUAACCCAGGAUCACAUGUAGCAGAGGUAGUCAAAUUAAUGGGAAAGAAUAAAGUAUUGGUAAAGGUUAAUCCAGAGGGUAAAUUCGUGGUUGAUAUUGAUCCAACCGUUGAUAUUGCCAAGUUAACACCAUCAACCAGAGCUGCAUUGAAACAUGAAAGUUACACACUCCAUAGAAUCUUACCAAAUAAAAUUGAUCCGUUGGUCAGUUUGAUGAAAGUUGAAAAGAUACCAGAUUCAACCUAUGAUAUGGUUGGUGGAUUGGAUAAACAAAUCAAAGAGAUCAAAGAAGUCAUUGAGUUGCCAAUUAAACAUCCAGAGUUAUUUGAAAGUUUAGGUAUCGCUCAACCAAAGGGUGUACUCUUGUAUGGUCCACCAGGUACUGGUAAAACUUUGUUAGCUCGUGCCGUUGCUCAUCAUACCGAUUGCACAUUCAUUAGAGUUAGUGGUUCCGAAUUGGUUCAAAAAUAUAUUGGUGAAGGUAGUCGUAUGGUUCGUGAAUUAUUCAUUAUGGCUAGAGAACAUGCUCCUUCAAUCAUUUUCAUGGAUGAAAUCGAUUCCAUUGGUUCAUCUCGUGGUGAAUCUGGUUCCGGUGGUGGUGAUAGUGAAGUUCAACGUACUAUGUUAGAGUUACUCAAUCAAUUGGAUGGUUUUGAAAGUACUAAAAACAUUAAAGUACUCAUGUGUACAAAUCGUAUUGAUAUUUUAGAUCCAGCUUUAUUAAGACCAGGUAGAAUUGAUAGAAAAAUUGAAUUUCCAAAUCCAGGUGAUGCUGGUCGUUUAGAUAUUUUAAAGAUCCAUUCAAGAAAAAUGAAUUUAACAAGAGGAAUUAACCUUAAAAAGAUUUCAGAUAAAAUGAAUGGUGCUUCAGGUGCAGAAUUAAAAGCAGUUUGUACUGAAGCUGGUAUGUAUGCUCUUCGUGAAAGAAGAGUUCAUGUAUCUCAAGAAGAUUUUGAAAUGGCAGUUUCUAAAGUUAUGAAGAAGGAUUCAGAACAAAAUAUGUCAAUCAACAAAUUAUGGAAAUAA
Molecule: messenger RNA, 1212 nt
Organism: Dictyostelium discoideum AX4
Lineage: Eukaryota; Evosea; Eumycetozoa; Dictyosteliales; Dictyosteliaceae
Gene: psmC5
Product: 26S proteasome subunit ATPase 5
Exons: 2
Coding region: 1-1212 (403 amino acids)
Cellular component (GO): nucleus; cytoplasm
Molecular function (GO): ATP hydrolysis activity; ATP binding
Source: RefSeq, a predicted model, not a curated record